Prunus avium (sweet cherry) is the source of this 561-nucleotide messenger RNA. RefSeq lists its product as uncharacterized. The record is from RefSeq and is a predicted model, not a curated record. Gene Ontology annotation, molecular function: nucleic acid binding. NCBI's taxonomy places the organism in Eukaryota, Viridiplantae, Streptophyta, Magnoliopsida, Rosales, Rosaceae.
AUGGCCGAGAACAACCCUAGGGAUUGGCACGAAAGGUUAUCCAAGGCGCUUUGGGCAGAUCGAACGUCGAAGAAAACAUCCAUCGGUACUACCCCUUUCGCAUUAACAUACGGCCACGAUGCAGUUCUGCCAGUCGAAAUCAAUGUGCAAUCUCUACGCAUAGAAAGACAACCUGACAUGGAUGACACAGCUUAUGUCGAGUCCAUGAUGAAGGAAUUGGAGGAGUUAAGCCCGAUUCGGGCCAAGGCCUUAAAUCAUCUCAUGGUGGGUAAACAGGCGGUGGCUCGGGCUUAUAACAAAAGGGUCCGAGGAAAGACGUUCGAAGAAGGAGAGCUCGUCUGGCGUGCUAUUUUACCCCUAGGAGCCCACGUGUCAGGAUUUGGGAAAUGGAGCCCAACUUGGGAAGGUCCAUUUGUGGUCCACAGAAUCCUGGGAAAAGGGGAUUACUUGCUGCAAGAUAGGGACGGAACCCUUCACCAGCACCCUAUAAACGGACAGUGGUUAAAGAAGUUUAUUCCUUCUUUAUGGGAAACAACAGGCAUCGAUCUUAGUAAUGACUAA